This is a messenger RNA of Cyclopterus lumpus (lumpfish), 2906 nucleotides long. RefSeq lists its product as uncharacterized. The record is from RefSeq and is a predicted model, not a curated record. The coding region runs from base 895 to 2526 and encodes 543 amino acids. The transcript has 16 exons. Gene Ontology annotation, biological process: carboxylic acid metabolic process. Lineage: Eukaryota; Metazoa; Chordata; Actinopteri; Perciformes; Cyclopteridae. Gene Ontology annotation, molecular function: carboxy-lyase activity; pyridoxal phosphate binding. Gene Ontology annotation, cellular component: cytoplasm.
CUGAGGCACAUUUGUAAUUUGUGAUUUUAGGCAAUAGAAAAUAUACUGAAUUGAAUUGAAAUUGUGUGACUGCACUUAAAUAGUAUAUAAAAAGUAUAAAAUAUAACUAAUAAUAUAAAAUUCCCAUUACAUUCUCUCCUUUUGAUCAUACUCUUGAUCAACAUAAUCACCGCCGUUUUCAAGUUGUAUUCAACAAUUCACAUUGAUUCAAGUUGUAUUGUCAUCAACCAAAUUGGUAGGAUGCAGACUAAAAAUAAAAUGCACAAAAAGUCGGCCAAAAUAGCACCGGUUUCUUAAAAUAUUUUCAAGCGUGGCGUCGGGCAAUAGUUCACGUUAGCCACCUGUGUGUGUGAACCGGGGUUGAACGGUCUGUGCACAUCUUGUUUCUUUCUUGGAUUAUAACCAUAGUGGUACCCUUCGUCCCGUCCUCCCUGUGGUCCGGAGAGCACCCGGCCGGGAGGAGAGCAUGCAGUUAAAAAAUAUAUUUUACCUCGAUUGUGAGUGGAAACAGAAAACUCACGGAGGGGUACUUCAAAGCCUAGUCAAAUAAAACAAAAACGUAAGAGAGAAGUGAGAAAAUGCGUUCUUUAUUGCUUAAAAAAACAUUUCAUUAACCUUUCAUUAGCACUGUGAGCAAGUUGUAGAGUCCUAGCAUCAUGUUACAUUAAGGUGUUCCUUACACACUGCUAUGCAGUGACAGCCAAACUGCAGCUGGCUGCAGACCACACCUCUCUUUCCCUGCUGCUCUUUAACGGCACACUGUCUGUGGGUCUCUGGUUGGAUGAAUUACCAUCAUAGAUAUCGUAUUUGACUCUCACAUCAGAACAGUUCGAGUGGGACUGAACUACACUGUUCUGAAACAUCUUUAGCCAACUGCCAUUGGUUUGUAUCAGUAUGGAUUUCUCACAGCUGUCAGGCAGAAUUAUUGGUAGGACAGCUGGGAGGAACAAAGAGCAUGACCUAGCAGCAGUAAAAGACAGAGGAAAGACACCUGCUGACUUCAGCCGCAACUACAGCAAAGAUCUGCUCCCAGCUCCAGGUGGUGAGGAAUUGACCAGAGGGUUUCUGCAAGAGGUGGUUGACAUUCUGUUGGGUUAUAUCAGCAAGUCAAGCCAGCGGAGCUCCAAGGUCUUGGACUUCCACCACCCUCACCAGCUAAAGGAGGGACUGGAGUGCUUCUCUCUGGACCUGCCUGACCAACCAGAAACUCUCGAGCAGAUACUAGUGGACUGUAGAGACACACUUAAGUAUGGUGUCCGUACAGGCCAUCCCCGUUUCUUGAACCAGCUGUCUUCAGGUCUGGAUGUGGUUGGUGUUGCAGGCGAGUGGUUAACCUCUACAGCCAACACCAAUAUGUUUACAUAUGAAGUGUCCCCUGUUUUUGUCCUCAUGGAGGAGUGUCUGCUGAAGAAGAUGCAAAGCAUUUUGGGAUGGUCUGAUGAUGUGGGGGACGGAAUCUUCUGUCCAGGUGGCACAAUAUCCAACCUGUACAGCAUCCUGGUGGCCAGAUAUCACUUCUACCCAGAGGUGAAGACCAGGGGGAUGGGAGUCCUGCCUCAGCUGGCCCUCUUCACUUCAGAACAAAGUCACUACUCAGUAAAGAAAUCUGCAGCGGUGCUGGGGAUGGGCAGUGAGAAUGUGUUCAUGGUGAAAUGUGAUGAAAGUGGAAAAAUGAUUCCUGCUGAACUGGAGUCCUCCAUUGUUACCGCUAAAGAAAAGGCUUUGGUUCCAUUCUAUGUGAAUGCGACAGCGGGCACCACGGUGUACGGAGCCUUCGAUCCUCUCAAUGCCAUAGCUGACAUCUGCCAAAGAUACACACUGUGGAUGCAUGUGGAUGCAGCGUGGGGGGGAGGGCUGCUGAUGUCAGACAGGCACAAGAUGAAACUACAAGGCAUUGAACGAGCCUGCUCUGUAACAUGGAAUCCUCACAAGAUGAUGGGCGUCCCUUUGCAGUGCUCUGCCAUACUAGUCAAGAAGAGAGGUCUCUUACAGGAGUGUAAUGAUUUUGGGGCUGAGUACCUUUUCCAGACAGACAAAAACUACGACGUGAGCUAUGAUACUGGAGAUAAGAGCAUCCAGUGUGGCCGACAUGUUGAUGUCUUUAAACUUUGGCUCAUGUGGAAGGCAAAGGGCUCAGAGGGCUUUGGAUCUCAGGUGAACAAAUGCUUAGAGAAUGCUGAGUAUCUGUAUGACCAACUGCAGAGGAGGACAGACUUCGAACUGGUCUUGAAAAAUAAAGACAUCUGUCCUCCGCCUCUUACACAGCCGGAGCACAGCAACGUGUGUUUCUGGUACAUACCUCCAAGUCUGAGAGGCCAGCCCCCUGGACCUGACAGAGAUGCAAGACUCCAUCAGGUGGCUCCUCGGAUCAAAGGCAGGAUGAUGGAGAAGGGCUCUGUCAUGAUUGGCUAUCAGCCUUUAGGAGACAAAGUCAAUUUCUUCAGAUGCGUGUUCUCAAAUCCCGCAACACAGCAAGAGGACAUUGACUUCCUGUUGGACGAGAUCACCCGGCUGGGCGACAUAUAACAUUUAAUAUGAUUACUUGGUCAUCAUUUGGAAAUAAAUGUGUGACGAUUAUUUUACUGUACCAUUAGUCUACAUUGUAUCCAGCCUGGGUGCACAGGCUUUUGACCAUUACUUCAAUCUAUGCUCUACAGCUUCUGCUUAACAUUCCAACUUUGGAUCAUUUUACAGUUUUGCUAUCCUAUAAUAUAUAAAGUAUAAAGCUUAUCCCUCAUCGCUUAGAUCAAUUGGUCUGCAUCGCUGAUUUAAAAAAAAUGUUAUGUAGGUGAAAAAAAUGCAGUUGUUGAGAUUUACUUCACGUUGGAACGACAAGUCCCGAUCAAAGAUAACGCUGAGAUUUGUUAGAGUGGUGUUGGAUGCCAGGGCAAUGCAAUCUACAGAAA